Branchiostoma floridae (Florida lancelet) is the source of this 797-nucleotide messenger RNA. RefSeq names its product cytochrome b-c1 complex subunit 7-like. The record is from RefSeq and is a predicted model, not a curated record. The coding region runs from base 26 to 364 and encodes 112 amino acids. The transcript is spliced from 2 exons. Lineage: Eukaryota; Metazoa; Chordata; Leptocardii; Amphioxiformes; Branchiostomatidae. Gene Ontology annotation, biological process: mitochondrial electron transport, ubiquinol to cytochrome c.
CUUCAUCUCGAUCUUUCCGGCAAAAAUGGCGUCGCGAGUCGCAGCGAAACAGAGCGGUGGCGUGUUUCGGAUGUUGCAGAAGUGGUAUUACGAGCGGGCAGCCUUCAACCAGAUCGGGCUGAUGAGAGACGACGUUCUCCGGGAGACCGACGACGUGAAAGAAGCGGUGAAACGGCUUCCCGAAGACGUGUACAACGCCAGAGCUUUCCGCAUCAAACGGGCGCUCGACCUUGACAUGAAGAAACAGGUCCUACCAAAGGAGCAGUGGACAAAGUUUGAGGAGGACAUCCGAUACCUGCAGCCUUACCUGGACGAGGUUUGGAGGGAGAAGAAAGAGAAGCAGGAAUGGGACAGUCGCUAUUGAUGCUCAUGGAUCCAGACAUCUCAACAACUAGGACUUUUACAGCUACUUGAUUCAAACUAUUUUCACUGAAGGACUAAGGACACUCAGUCUUGAUCAGACAGACAAAUGUUACAGACAUUAUAAAAUUUUAUUCACCAAACAAAGCAGUUCAAACUACAUUCUUUACUAUCAGAUUGUCCAUCACAUUAAGUUUGAAGCAGAGCUGAAGAAACGUACGUCCUACAUCGUUAAGAGAACUAUAUGUUACAAGUACAUGUUUGCUUUAAGACAUAGUAUUGAACUUGGAUCCUGUUCAACUGUUUGAUUGUACAAUGUAUAUGUCACAAGAAUUUCAGAUAUCUUACGGUUAGCGGGUUAGGGUAAAGUAUUUGAAUGACAAUGGAAAAGUUGCAGAUUAAGUUGACUGACUGCAUUAAAAUAUGUUCAACUCUCA